This is a messenger RNA of Trachymyrmex septentrionalis, 1552 nucleotides long. RefSeq names its product vacuolar fusion protein CCZ1 homolog (gene Ccz1). Gene Ontology annotation, biological process: vesicle-mediated transport. The transcript is spliced from 10 exons. Gene Ontology annotation, cellular component: intracellular membrane-bounded organelle; Mon1-Ccz1 complex. The record is from RefSeq and is a predicted model, not a curated record. Lineage: Eukaryota; Metazoa; Arthropoda; Insecta; Hymenoptera; Formicidae. The coding region runs from base 145 to 1527 and encodes 460 amino acids.
CCAAGAUCAACUCGUGUGAAGUGAAGGUGGGGAUUAAUAAUCCUCUUGUCAAGAUCUCUCUUCAUCAACUAUCAGUUGAUAUGUCUCAAUGAGCCAAAUUUUUAUAGUGUUUAUAAUACUUGAAUACUUAUUCAAAUUCAUAAAAUGACUUCUAAGUCCGAAAUCACCUUGGAGCAUUUUUAUAUUUUUAAUGGCACUUAUGCGAAGAAGGAAGGAGAGGAAGAAAAGAAAAUAUUGUAUUACUAUCCGGAAAAGGAAAUAGAUGUUCAAAUCAAGAACAUAGGGCUUAGCGAAGCGAUAAUCAAGUUUACAGAAUCUUUUAAUCCUGGACAGCCAUGUGACUAUUGCCAUACACAUAAAAUACGUCAGAUAUAUUAUCAACCAGAACCUAAUUUUUGGAUGGUAAUGAUCGUUGGUGUACCAUACAUCUAUAAAGAAAGAGACGGUAAUAAAUAUCAGAAUGAUGAAGUAUCCAGCAAUGUUUGUCAAGCUAUAUUAAAACAGACAUACAUGAUGUUCAGAUUAUUCAUGGGUUCCUUUAAAACUAUCAUUAAUGAUCCUGAAUGUGGCUCUGUAAUGUUGUUAAAACUUAAACUAGAACAUUUUUAUUCACGAUAUCUGCUUUCAUUAAAACUGAAUAAUAGUGAUAUAUUAGAUGUUUUCCAAGGUUUACAAUUCUUACCUCUUGACAAGAUUACAUUUCUCAAAGUGCAAUGUUUUAUGAAUCUUGUAGAAGCUAUGUUUACGCAAGUAAAAUACACUGCAUUUCUCUAUAAUGACCAAGUUGUUUGGAGUGGCUUGGAACCUGAAGACAUGCAAGUAGUUUAUAAUUAUUUAGUAAGUACUCUUUUACCAGCUCACCUUGAAAAAGAAUUACAUGGAGGCUCAAUACCUAGAAACUCUCCCUCACCAUUCACUUCUUCACAUUAUGGAAAAUUUGUUACCGGACCUGCUAGCGUUAAUGAACCCAGUUUAAUUGGAAAAUCACCAAAAGUUUUUAUCAACUACUCUACUAAACCUGUAUCAUUGUAUCUAGUAGUGUAUCGAGCACUAAGCGCUACAAUAUGUCUUUUCGUCGAUAAGAAAACUAGUUUAUUAAUUGAUUUCUUUAAAAGCUUAGACGGUUUUCUGGGACCACAAUUAACCACAUUAGUUAGCUCUGUAGCUGAGCAGUGCUCAAAACAUGUAAUAGUUACACCGGAAUCGUGUACUAAGUAUCUGUAUUUUAAUAAGUUAAAUCUAGCAUACAAGAGUACAAUACAUUUAGAUAAUAGACGUUGCUCUAAUGUACUUACAACACCUGAGGUCUUGAGGAUUAUUACUGAUAUAUACAACGAUAGAAACAGAUUGAAGGAAGCUGGAGAAGUAAUUAUAAAGACCAUAAGUGAUUAUUGGGUUAUUGGAAAGUUGUCAAAUCUAAGAGAAUUUUUUGUUGUUAUACAGCAGAAAAGUGCGAGUAUUAUAGAAAUUGAUGAUGAAGUAAAGAGGCUUUGCGAGAAGCAAUUAAAAAGUAUUUUUUUCCAUUGAUGAAUAUGCAACGAAAAAUGGAAAU